Molecule: messenger RNA, 363 nt
Organism: Staurois parvus
Lineage: Eukaryota; Metazoa; Chordata; Amphibia; Anura; Ranidae
Source: the annotation of a GenBank genome assembly
UUAACCACUUCCCGUCUGGCCCAUGUACAUAAACAGCUGGAUGGGAGCAGUGCAGGAGCAGGUGGCCAUUUAUAAAUGGCCCCCACAUUCACUGCCUGUGCGCGCUCCCUCGAAGCACGCGGCACCGUGAUCUGGAGGACACAGUGGAACACUGAUCGCUGUACGUGUGAGGUCCCGAUUCAUGUGAUCCCUGAUUGGCCAAUCAGAGAUCACAUGCAGAGUAGUAAGCAAGAUGUCACUUCUGACAUCAUUGCUUACUACGUGUGAAAUCUGUGAAUGAUCACAGAGGUCACAUGGUACAAGUCUAUUCACAACAGCCUUUUACCAUGUGACAAGCUGUGACCAAUCACAGCUCACACAGUA